CUGACUCACUCCAAGGUGUCCUGACACAGCUAGUAAAAAGGUUCCACAGUGAGCAUGAACCUGAGCCUCCCUGACCAGAACAUGCACAACCCCAGUGACGGCGGUCUGGAGGAUAACAAGGCUGAGUUCAUGAUCCCCUGCUUCCGCAGAAACAUGUACGAUGAGCCUCUAAUCUCAUACUCCAAUGGAUCCAUCAUCUCUCACCUCCUGCGCAAAAACAUCCACAACAAGAAGGCUCUGGACGAAAGCCACUUCUACCUACCCACAUCGGCUGUCUCCAGCUCCACUAUGGCUGACUCCAGUCAGGAGGACCAGAGCAGUGUCUCGUCCAAGGACAGCGCGGCAGAGUCUGCAUCCCCAGGCAGGAACCUCUCGAACAGGGUCAGCCCUAAGGAGGACAGGCACCUGAGUGAUCACCUCCAGGCCAAGCGUGCCCGUGUGGAGAACAUCAUCCGAGGCAUGGCAGGGUCUCCCAACAGUAGGCUCCAUGGGGACACUGAAAGGGCUGAGUCAGACACCAGGGAGGCUAGAGAGGCCUACAGGGAGAACAAACGCAAACAGAGGCUCCCCCAGCAUCAGGAGCACAGUCUCAAUGCGACAGCUCCGGCUAACAGAGGCAGCAGUAGCAGCAGCAGCAGUAGUAAGGAUGAAGAGUUCCACAAGCUGAAGGUGCAGCUCCAGAGCAUGCAGAGGCUCCUGAGACAGCUCCAGGAGAAGUUCUUGCAGGUUUAUAACCAGGAAGACGCUGAGCGUGAAGACAGAGAUGACACGGGCACAGCCAGCACUACAUACAGAAGUUAUCUGACACAUCAAAGGGAAGGCAAGAACCUACAGGAGACUCUGAAGCAUGAGCUCUCCAAAGCGGUGAGUGAGAGUGUAGAUAGGGUGUUCAAGAAAUUCUCCUCCACGGGACUCAACCAGUCACCUCAUCAGCGCAUGUGUCACACCCCAGAGCACGUCAUUAUGGGAGCUGAGAGGAAGAGCCAGGUAGCCUGUAACCAGGAGCAAUCACACACUGAGGAGCCAGUCAAACCCCAGGCUCUGGAGUACUAUGAGAGCAGUGAGGCUCACAGUCCUGAGGAUCAGACCGAGGCUCUGUCUCUAGUGGUCCUUAAGCCGCCCCUUAGGUCAGUUACCCCGACGGUGAAGAGGCCCUACCCCUUACACCAGUCUCCAUUCCAGUUCAACUACAGCACACCUCUCCAUGACAGUCAAAUCCUGGAACACCUCCUCAAAUACGGGCCACACACUAACUUCGGAGGUCUCCCAUGCAUGCCCCCAUCCAUGGACAGAACCUCCCCAAACUCGAUGGAGCUGCCCUGGGAUGCCAUCACCAUGAGGUCCAAAGUGACAUCCAGCCACCUGACCCACCACCCUCGCCCAUCAGGCCUGGGACCAGUGACCGUGGACAGUCUGUGUCUUCCUCACGUCAAGAUGGAGUGUGGGGAUAUGCAGAGCAUGGCAGAGAGAAACUCCUACAUGUCUCUCAACAUCCAGGAAGGUCUAACCCCCAACCAUCUGAAGAAAGCUAAGCUGAUGUUCUUCUACACCCGUUACCCCAGCUCCAAUGUGCUGAAAACCUACUUUCCAGAUGUCAAGUUCAAUCGCUGCAUCACCUCUCAGCUCAUCAAGUGGUUCAGUAACUUCCGGGAGUUCUACUACAUCCAGAUGGAGAAGUUUGCCCGCCAGGCCAUAGUGGACGGGGUCACCGAUGUGAAAGACAUGUCCAUCAGCAGAGACUCUGAGCUGUUCAGAGCCCUCAACAUGCACUACAACAAAGCCAAUGACUUCCAGGUUCCUGAGAGAUUCCUUGAGGUUUCUGAAAUUACUCUUCAAGAGUUUUUCAGCGCCAUUUCAACUGCUAAAGAUUCUGACCCCUCUUGGAAGAAGGCAAUCUACAAGGUCAUCUGUAAGCUGGACAGUGAUGUCCCAGAUGAGUUCAAAUCAUCCACUUGCCUAUAGACAGAGCAAGCAAAAGCCAUGCUCAAGGAAGGAAGGACAUUUUCAAGUCAUGCAAUGACAAUAAGUGCUGAUUUUAAGACGUUGCCAAUGAAUUGGAUUUUAGUGAGGAAAUUCUGGAAAAAAAUAUGAUGUUAUAUAUUACAUAUUAUACGCUGCAGGAGCCUACUUAUGGCACACACUUUUUACCGUCUCAGUCAACACAUUAUAACACUGCUUCAGCUCGCUCCUAUGAGUUUUUGGUAACAGUUUACUUGACACCAAGUGUCAUAACACGUUACCACACGGUUGUCAUAAUAUGUCAUAACAGCUGAAAUAACCUGUCAUAACCUGUCAU
Molecule: messenger RNA, 2296 nt
Organism: Coregonus clupeaformis (lake whitefish)
Lineage: Eukaryota; Metazoa; Chordata; Actinopteri; Salmoniformes; Salmonidae
Gene: prox2
Product: prospero homeobox 2
Exons: 5
Coding region: 55-1962 (635 amino acids)
Biological process (GO): regulation of transcription by RNA polymerase II
Cellular component (GO): nucleus
Molecular function (GO): DNA-binding transcription factor activity, RNA polymerase II-specific; RNA polymerase II cis-regulatory region sequence-specific DNA binding
Source: RefSeq, a predicted model, not a curated record